AAAAGAGUGACAGUUGAUCCCUUAGCAUAGAUGAUAGAUGAUAAGAUACUACUGACUGGCUGCCUUCUUUGUGGGAUUAGAAGAGCAUGGUGCCGUGUAUCCACAGUAUAAUUCACUUGAGCCUCCAUCUGUAAAUGAUUCCCAGGCAAAUGGUUUAAAGGAAUCAGAAUCAGUUUGGUAUAACUCCGAACCUGAUAAAUCCUUUCAUGUAAAUAUUCAACAAACUAGAAAAUCAGAGGAACUUGACUCUGUGAGUCAUAGAUCUAAGCUUGAUGAAAAUUAUCAUGUAAAUACUUCUCAGAUUAGGGAUUCCUUAAAAGAAGAUUCUCCCUAUCAUAGCUCUGGACUUGGUAAAAUUUCUGAUAUACAUGAUUCUCAGACUGAAAUCACAAAGUUGGAUCUGAUUAUGGGCAUAGAGAGUAAUCAUACUGGUCCAGAUGUUGACAGCUUAGGUACCGAAAUAGCAAACCCUGGUCAGCCAAUAUCAAAUACUGCACCUACACCUGGAAACAGAAGAGUGUAUCGUACUCAACUCACCAAAAACAAUCUUAUCUCAAAGUCUGAACGGCAGCUAAAGACGUGCAGUAUACCUCAGUUUGAAGCACACAGCAGUGAAGAUGUUCGACGCGGAGGCAGCAGUCAUUACCGACCGUGGUCGCACAUUUACAGUAAAGCUGAAACAAAACAAAUUUUAAAUAGCUCCUUCAACGUUACUGAUAAUACAUCCAGUGAUAAGAAAUUAAGUAAAUCUAGUGGUAACUUUUCACAGUUAGGAGCAGCAAAUAGUGAAAAGUAUGCCACUGCAGUAUUUAAUCGUCACUCUUCAAUCCGAACAUCUAGUCCACGAUCAGCAACAAGUGAUAGUGUUCUACAAAAAUUUAGAAAAACUUUUUCAUUACGCUUCCAGAAGAAUAAAAAAGACACCUAUACCACUGGAAUAUAUUCAACAAAUGCUGGAAAAAAUAAAAGCUUUGACGAAUCUCUUUCAAGAACCGCCUUCUUUGAGGAAAGUGACACUGACUCCUUGUCUCAAUAUGUUGUAUCUGGGUUAUGCUUUAACCCUGAAAGUUUCAGGAAAUCACCUCAAAAUAUAGGUUGCAAGAAUCAGUAUGAAAAAGGUGGUUCUUUGGUACUAAGAUCUUCCAGGGAAAAAACGGGAAGACACAGGCAUGAUCGGCACAGCCUUAGAGUUUCUAGUGUUUGCUGUCCUGAUUCUUCCAGACAAUUAAAGCCAGAAGUUUCAGUUACUCAGACUGCUAACUCCACAAUGCUUUCAAUGCCUAAGACACCUUCUAACUCCUCCUCUGAUGUGGAAGAACCAUCCCAAGAUAAAGAUAAACCAGUUGAAUUGAAAAUACUUAGCUUGAAAAAUGUUCAACACAGAUGGUCUUUAGAGGUUGAUCAUAAUCAGAUUCUUCAUUCACCAACAAAAGCAAGUGUUAAAAGGCAAUUUUCCACUCCUCAUCCAGUUAAGUCUCGUCCUGUGAAAGCCAAACCACAGGUUCUUCGUCACAAACCUAGGGAAUACCUGCGACGAUCCUUCAGUCAACCCCUAGACAUUCAAAGGACAGCCGAAGCAAGAAAGACUCGAGCCAGCUCCCGAGGUCUGUCAGAUCGUGAAGGCUCGUUUGAUGGUAGCACAGCAUCAUCCGAAGAAGCUUUCUCAGAUGGUGAGGGAUGUCGUGUUUUACCAGUAUCCAAAACAGAAAACUCAAUUAAACUGUUGUAUAAGGGUACUGUCACAUAUGCUGAAGCUUUAUGGGAUCAUGUCACCAUGGAUCCCGAGGAACUAGGAUUUCAAGCUGGUGAAGUGAUUGAGGUAUCUGACUCUUUUGACAAGGACUGGUGGUGGGGCUCAAUUAGCAACCGAAGUGGUUGGUUUCCAGCUACGUUUGUGAGGCUAAGAGUAAAUCAAGAAGACACCUUAGAAGAUUGCAUGGAUAAGUUAGCCACAGGAAAUGUGGCUACUGAUCCUAGGAGCAAGAUAAGUGUCAGUCUAUUGAGUAAGGAGCAGGUUCGUGCUAAUGUGGUCCAUGAGGUGAUUGGCACUGAGAAAGACUUUGUCAAGCAUCUUCAAGAUGUACUUCAGGGUUACCUGAGACAAGUUUAUAGAAGACCAGACAUGUUUUCACCUGCAAGAAUAGCCACUAUCUUUGGUAACAUUGAGGAAAUUUACAAAUUCCAGAGGAAGUUUCUGAGGAAGUUAGAAGAAUGCAUUGAUCACAAUAAACCACACUUGAGUUUAGUUGGAAACUGUUUUCUACAACAUAAAACAGAAUUUAGAAUCUACUCUGACUAUUGUAACAACCAUCCUUUAGCUGUAAGUGAACUCCAAGAGCUAUAUAGUGAUUCACGCUACUGCCACUUUUUUGAGGCCUGUCGACUUCUACAACGUAUGAUAGAUAUUUCAUUGGAUGGUUUUCUGUUAACACCUGUUCAACGUAUCUGUAAGUAUCCACUUCAGCUAGCUGAACUACUUAAGUACACCGACCUAGAUCAUCCUGACUACAUUCCAGUCACCUGUGCCUUGUCUGCCAUGAAGGAAGUGGCUCAGUUAGUGAAUGAAAGAAAACGGCGAAUGGAAUGCCUGGAGCAACUGGUGGAGUGGCAGCAAAACAUUGAUGGAUGGGAAGGCUCAGAUGUUUUAGACUCCUGCUCAGUCUUGAUUCAUUCAGGUGACAUCAUCAGGGCUUUUUCUGGCUGGUCUCGUGAAUAUACUCUCUUCCUGUUUGAUAACUUACUAGUCUAUUGUAAAAAGGAUCUCUUGAAAAGACAGAACUAUGUAUAUAAAGGAAGAGUUCAUCUGGAUUCAUGUUGUAUAUUUAACAUAGAAGAUGGAAAAGAUGUGCACUUUGGAGUUACUGUAAAAAAUGCAUGGAAAAUCUACUGUGCAUCUCGAAAUAAAUGGUUCUUGUUUUAUACUAAAUCACCUGAGGAGAAAACUAAAUGGCUGGAAGCAUUUGGAGAAGAAAGACAACGAGUGAUAGAAGAUGAAAAACAAGGCUUUGUUGUUACUGAACGUGCUAAGAAAGCUGCACGAUUAGCUGUGGUGAAGAAACAGAAAGCCAAACAUCCUCGAGUUAAACAACUGAAAGGGCCUCGCCCUCACCCUGAUGUAGCUGUGACAGAGCUUUUGCUAGACUCUCCAGUGACGGUAAACUCUCGAACUGGUAGUCUGCCAUCCAACUUCCACCCAAGUAUGAUGAAAGUAAUUGGUGGAAGACAAUCUCCAAAGAAGAAAGGUUCGGGAUGGUUUCAUUUUGGUAGUGGCAAGAAAACCAAGAAGUAAGAAGACAACAAGAAUAACCUGGUUCUAAGAUGUACUAUUUUUGUGAUAAUACAGUUGCUAAGUAAGUUAUCUCCCCCCCCUCCCCAAACAGCCACAUGAAGUGUCAUUUACUUAACUGUGCCAAGCUGCAUGAACUCACCAGUUUUGUGUAAAUUGAAUUCAUGGCUCUGAAUAGUAAGUAUUCCCAUUUGGGUUGAUGUAAAAACAGAGGAAUUCUUUCAUGGUAAAUUAUUGUUUAUAUACUAGUGUGUUGAUUUUGCUGAAAUGUUUGCUGUGAUAAUCUUUUGUGGAAAGUAGAUAAUGAAAAGCUAUUGUAUAUUUGUAUAUACUAUUCAGAUAUAAAGAGCUUUGAUAAGAAAGACACAGUGCUUGUUACCUUAGCUAUAAACAUU
Molecule: messenger RNA, 3681 nt
Organism: Limulus polyphemus (Atlantic horseshoe crab)
Lineage: Eukaryota; Metazoa; Arthropoda; Merostomata; Xiphosura; Limulidae
Product: spermatogenesis-associated protein 13-like
Exons: 16
Coding region: 407-3289 (960 amino acids)
Biological process (GO): intracellular signal transduction
Cellular component (GO): cytoplasm
Molecular function (GO): guanyl-nucleotide exchange factor activity; protein binding
Source: RefSeq, a predicted model, not a curated record